CACUUCUGCCGCAUUUGGAGAAUUGUGUAUUCAGUCCUUCUCCUUGCCGUCCUCACCGGCCCCACGCUCGGCUCGCCUUAGGCACCCCCCCCCCCCCCCCGGCGCCCGCCAUGGCGUUCUAGAGGCGGCAGCGUCCGCGGCAGCAUCGGCCCUUGCAGCGGCGGCGGCAGCAGCUCCGGGCUCUGCAGCGGCAAACUCCAGCGGCGAAGCCAUGGCGUUUUUCACGGCAUUCAGCAGCAGCAUUGCUGUCAUCCAAGAAAAACAAACCCAAGACUACUCUGCCCUCCUGAAACUGACGAAAGUCCGACAACAUGACCGAGAUGAGCUUCCUCAACAGCGACUUGUUGUGGGGGGACUUGUUGUCCCCCUUCAACCAGUCGGGUUUGGGGGCUGAGGAAAGCCUGAGCCCCUUAGAUGACUACCUGGAGGAGGCCAAGCCCUUCAAAUCGCAUGGGUUCUCCAGCGACAAGGCUAAGGCAGCCUCUUCUGAUUGGCUGGCUGUGGACAGUUUAGUUACUACCACAGACUUUGGCAAGGAGGAUGCCUUCUCGGGCAUGGAUUGGAUGGUGGAGAAAAUGGAUCUGAAGGAGUUUGACUUCGAUGCCCUCCUGGGUAUGGAUGACCUGGAAUCCACCUGCUCUGAGCUUAUGGCCACGUUGGAAGACUCUUGUGAUCUAUUCGACCCCUUGGCAACUAAUGAUAAAGAGGCCCCUUUAACAGUAAAUUCAAUUGGCCAAUUCCCAGAAACUACACUUGAAGCUGAUCAUGUUGCCCCCCUCCCCUCCCAUCAGUCUUUUCCCCUUUCUCUGAGGGCCCUGACCUCCACUCCAGACCAUUCUUUUAGUUUAGAACUAGGUAGUGAAGUGGAUGUCUUGGAAGGAGACAGAAACCCAGAACUUGUUUAUAUGAUGAUGCCCAAGGGUAUCAAAGAAGAAGAAGCUCCUUCAGAUAAUGAUAGUGGAAUUGGGAUCUGCACAAGCCCCGAGUCUUAUCUCAGUUCUCCCCAGCAUAGCCCCUCUACUUCCAUGGGCUCUCCUAAUGAGAGUCAGCUCUGUUCCGAUCCCAUCAUGUUUCUCUCUGCCCAUCCUAAGCCAUACGACCGCCCCCUUGAGGACAAAAAAGAGAAAAAGGUAGAUAAAAAGUUAAAGAAAAUGGAGCAGAAUAAGACUGCUGCCACACGUUAUAGGCAGAAAAAAAGGGCAGAGCAGGAGGCAUUAUCUGGGGAGUGCAGAGAACUAGAACAGAAGAAUGAGGCUCUGAAGGAGAAGGCAGAUUCUCUAAGCAAGGAGAUCCAGUAUUUGAAGGACUUGAUAGAAGAGGUCCGGAAGGCUAAGGAGAAGAGGAAAAGCACUUAAGUUGUUGGGUAGUCAGAUUCUUUGUCUUUGUGUGUAUAUAGGAGUCUUGUGCUGUGUUCAUUCAAUAAAUUAUUUUGUAGUAAAAGUGUAA
Gracilinanus agilis (Agile Gracile Mouse Opossum) is the source of this 1446-nucleotide messenger RNA. It is a transcript of the gene ATF4, whose product is annotated as activating transcription factor 4. Lineage: Eukaryota; Metazoa; Chordata; Mammalia; Didelphimorphia; Didelphidae. The record is from RefSeq and is a predicted model, not a curated record. The coding region runs from base 312 to 1355 and encodes 347 amino acids. Gene Ontology annotation, biological process: regulation of transcription by RNA polymerase II. Gene Ontology annotation, cellular component: ATF4-CREB1 transcription factor complex; nucleus; ATF1-ATF4 transcription factor complex. Gene Ontology annotation, molecular function: RNA polymerase II transcription regulatory region sequence-specific DNA binding; DNA-binding transcription activator activity, RNA polymerase II-specific. The transcript is spliced from 3 exons.